This is a messenger RNA of Spodoptera littoralis (African cotton leafworm), 672 nucleotides long. Lineage: Eukaryota; Metazoa; Arthropoda; Insecta; Lepidoptera; Noctuidae. The record is from the annotation of a GenBank genome assembly.
AUGUCUAUCUGGAGACCAUUCAAUUUUGAAGAAGUCAACACUGUCGAGGAUGAUAAGACGACUCAGGCGACAGAGGUAGUGGGACCUCUGUCGUCGGAUUUGAGUGUGUCACGCGUGCCACAAUCUGUAGCUGUGCCUGUGUCGGCGGCACACCCGACGCUGUCGACGUACCCGGUAUACCCGACAGGGCCAGGGUACCUGCCGCUGCCUCCACGCCAUGGAGAAGUGGAAGUUUCCUCAGGUGGUAGUUCAUUGGUAGGCUACCAUUCUUUGAGUACGCCGUCAUCGUCACCCCCGCCUGGCCCACCCGCCACUGCACAGGACAAAUCGACUGCAGAGCUGGAAUUUGAGGAUCCAGAUUAUCGCCGUUACGUUGACGCUGCCAUGGCUGCCAUAAAAAAUCAUCAAGGUGGCACUUUAGUCGGAAGCAAUCCGAACAUGCGUCGCGCUGUGCGGUCGCAAGCGCAAGCCGGCACCGUGGCGGAAGACGACGCCUACCGACGCACGCGCGAGAAGAACAACGCGGCGGCGAAGAAGAGCCGCGACCGGCGGAAGCUGCGCGAGGUAGAACUGUCGGUGGAGGUGUCGUACCUGAAGCAGCAGCUGGCGGCGCUCAAGGCGACGCUGCGCUCCCGCGCCUGCACACGCUGCCGCCGCUCCAGUCUGUGCUAG